AUGCGUCUAGGUGUAAUUGACAUAAGCAAUAGCACUUUUCAUAAAGAACUGAGCUGCCCCUAUCUCAUAGACGGUCAUGAGGUGGAACUGAUGUUGUCGAGAAAGCCCUCAAAUCAUGUAGCUCCUCAUUCUCGCUCAAUGCACGAACAAACAUCAUCUGCGACUAAUGUAGACGAAGAGACAAACGCUUCGUGUAAGAUUCUUGUGAAAAAUGUCCCGUUUGAAGUGACCAAGAACGAACUUCAUAAAUUGUUCGCCACUUUCGGACAGGUCAAAUUCAUCCGACUUCCACAGAAACAGGCAGGAAAUGGACAUCGUGGUUUCUGCUUCGUAGAGUACCACAGUCUAGCUGAGGCUAAGAAGGCGUUCGUGUCUCUGAGUCAGAGCACCCAUUUAUUAGGACGCAGACUGGUGCUUCAAUGGGCAGAGGAUGCUGACUCAGUUGCCGAUAUGAGGAAGAGGACUGCGGAUAAGUUGAGUCUCCAGCAGAAGGCAGAGUGGGAAAAAGCGAAGAAAGCAAAAAUAGAAGAUCAAAUGUGAACAAAUCCGAAUAUCUAAUAUUUACACGUUUUAAUAAUAACAUAUCAUAAUCCAGUGAACCAUUGGAAAUGAAAUCCUGAUCUAAAAUCAACCGAAAAUCCAUCAUUUGUAUCACCAAAAAAUAACUGAUCGUAAAUCCACCGAACGAUCGAAACCUAAAUUCUAGAUUGCGUGUAAAAAUCGACUGUAAUAUGCAACUUGAUGGCCCCAAACGAUCUGAAGUUUACGACAAGGAAUAUCUAACAGUUUGAACAAAACCGAAAUUUCUUCUCAACUGGAUGUAAGACGCGAAUGCCUCGUGCAGAUUAGAUUCGUAUGAAUUUAAGACGCGAAUUUAAGGUUCUUGGGAUUUAAGACACGAGUCUAACAUCACCCAAAAGAACUGAAAUCAAAAUAUACCUUGCAACUGAUACAGUUUUAAAACUAGCUUGGUCCGCUAGUUACCAGCAAAGUCUUGUACUACAUUUUUUUUCGGGCCAGCGAAUCGAAGAUUGGCCGAUGACGCAAUUGUCGAUAUAUGUGUUUCAAAAGACUGCUAAUUUGCAACUUAUUUUAGAAUUUGUUGUAAUGUUCAAAUUGAAGCCUUCUGAACUCA
Symsagittifera roscoffensis is the source of this 1135-nucleotide messenger RNA. RefSeq names its product probable RNA-binding protein 19. The transcript has 3 exons. The record is from RefSeq and is a predicted model, not a curated record. Gene Ontology annotation, molecular function: RNA binding. Bases 1 to 540 code for a protein of 179 amino acids. Lineage: Eukaryota; Metazoa; Xenacoelomorpha; Acoela; Convolutidae.